This is a messenger RNA of Hydatigera taeniaeformis, 288 nucleotides long. NCBI's taxonomy places the organism in Eukaryota, Metazoa, Platyhelminthes, Cestoda, Cyclophyllidea, Taeniidae. The record is from the annotation of a GenBank genome assembly.
AUGCUAGAUGUUACACGGUUGACAACAUCAUGCGUCAGUGUUGAGCUGUGGGCUGCAGUCACGGACGUCAGUUUGAUAGGUCUCGAGCCUAGGGAUGCUUUUACACCACUUAUAACUGCUUUAACUCUCCCUGAAGACUCGCUUGCUGGCUUACUCAAACCAAAAGUCACCGAUGCUGAGACGGAUCCAUUGCUCUUAGCAGAGCUAGUGAAUGCGUCAACCUUUGGUGCUGGUGUAGUCACUGUAGUCAUGAUUGGUGAGUUCUGUGCUGACAUUGUGGUAAUGUGA